Molecule: messenger RNA, 1068 nt
Organism: Rotaria sp. Silwood2
Lineage: Eukaryota; Metazoa; Rotifera; Eurotatoria; Philodinida; Philodinidae
Source: the annotation of a GenBank genome assembly
AUGCCACCUGAACCAGAUGAAUCAAAUGGAAUAGAACGAAUAAAUACAAGUGAUAAUAAUAAUGAAGAAAAAAAACCAUUUAUGGUUCGUGUCAAAACUGGUUUCACUAAUUUAAUGAAAUCACUUCGUAUUUUUAUUUAUGAUAAAGAACAUCAAACAGUUUGUGGAAAUACAAGUUCAUCAUGGAUUAAAGUCUCUGUGUAUUAUUCCAUUUUCUAUAUUUGUUCGGGUUUAUUCUAUUCCGGUAUGCUUGCUGUAUUUGCUGCUAUUGUAUCACGUGAAUCACCUACAUAUUCAUACCAUAAUAGUCAAAUGAAAGUUGGUGGAACAAUGUGUGUUGGUAUGGGCUUCCGACCAAUGCCCGAUAUAACUUCAACAUCAAUUACUGUUUAUGGUGAUUCAGCAUCACAAAUUGCAACAACAUCGUCUUUGACAAAUUAUCGAUUUGAAUUUCUUACACAAUAUGAUACAACAUAUUUAGAAGAAUGUAGCCCAUUUAAUCCGGCUUCAAAACUUAAAUUAAGUCAUUCAUGUCGAUUUUCUUGGAAUGAUAUUGUUACAACACAUGCUUGUUCUACUUCAAAGAACUAUGGAUGGUCAACUGGUCAACCGUGUGUACUUAUUAAACUAAAUAAAAUUUAUGAUUGGAUGCCAGCUGCUGGUAAUAUCAUCGAUCAAAUGGCCAAUGCUACAGGUCAACAAGUAUUACCUGUUGAUAGAGAGGAACAAAAUAUUUAUAUAACUUGUGAGGAUAAAGACAAAGACAUUAAAGACAAAGACGGUAAAGACAAAAUUGGUAACAUGAUAUAUUAUUCAAUUUUACAUCCAUCUGGUAUUCCAUAUUAUGGUGGCAUACCAUAUUAUUUUUUUCCUUAUAGAAAUACACAAGAACACGUUGAACCAUUUGUAUUAGUACAAUUUACGUCAUUACCACUCGAUACGAAAGUGAAUGUUAUAUGUCGUGCUUGGGCACCAAAUAUUCAACAAUUUUCUCAAGGUACAACACGUCGUGGAGUUGUUACAUUUGAUAUAUUGAUAUCAAAGAAUAGUGCUCCUAAAACUAAAUAA